AUGUCUGUGAAUGGCAAAAUUCCAUCCAUCUUUUGGCGUUUGGAACUGGCAGGAUUUAUCUUCAAGGACCUUCCUCGCGACUCCCUCAAAAACCUCCGUCUGACAUGCAAGCAUCUGGAUCACCUGGUAGUAUCUCUUUCUCAUCUCUUCAGCCGCAUAUACAUAUCCGCCAAUCAAGAAGACCUCAGGGUCCUUGGCCUGAUCUCUCAGCACCCUCGAAUUGCGUCAUGUGUACGGGAGCUUGUAUGGGAUGUGACAAUGAUUUGUGGAUUUAGGAGGAUCGGUCCUGCCGGUGCGGACAUCAUUUACAAGUACCGCUCAAUAAGCUUGUGUGGUCAAGAUUAUUUCGCUCUACUAGAUGCACUGCCCCGAUUGCCACGACUUCGGCAUGCCACUCUAACAAGCCUCAUGUCACGAUGGAUAACUAAGGAUCAUCGCCAUGACAAUCAUGUGUUAUAUAGCCACUGGGUGGGCGAAUCUCAUGGCAACCAUCUACAUCCGACGCGGCCGUACACCUGCACGUUCGAAUCCCCUGCCAUGCGCCAAUGGCAGAGACGGCGCCUGAAUUGGAGUCAAGACCCAGAAUGGCAUCCGCGACCAGAAAUUUCCAAUGACGUUGAAGUUUACCAGGAUGUUAAGCACCUUUUGGAGCCAAUCUCCACGGGUAGCCGUGACGUGUUUCGGAACAUUCAACGCAGACCGGAUCGUGCUCAGCUCCUCCUGCUGGCAGCUUGUACUCGUUUGCAUGUCAACCUUCUAUCAUACUGCGUCGAUUCCCCAGACGUGUCAUGCCAUCGCUGGAAGAAACCUACCUCUGUGGUACCGUUCAAAGGGAUCGUGUUCCCCUCAUACGUACGUUCAUGCCUGCUCAAAGCCGGCCUCUCAAACCAGCUGCAAUCGCUCCGAGAGCUAUCCCUAACCCUUGAUGCGGUGAGCUGUCGCACGUGGCAUCAAGCCUUCUACACUGAGGAUCUCGAGACUGUCGAGAUACGUAUCUACAAGGAGGACCAUUUUUCAAUGACGGUGAUCGAGGCCGCAUAUCCCAGCCUCAAAAAGCUAAUCCUGGGCAAUUUCAAAUUCACCAUGGAUAGCCUCGACAAGUUAUUUACGUGGUGUCUGGAUAAUAGAAUCCAGACUCUUCACUUGAUUGACCCCGUGUUUCGACCGGAUGCUAUCUACACAAAGAUACUGUUCUUUCAUGAUCUCCUCAGUCGGAGUGUCCGUGGUCCGCGCAGAGGGCAACAGCCGGAUUACGCAAUAUGGAAGUCCUUGGAGCGCUUUCCGAAUCAGCAUGAUGCCAGCUCGGGUUCUUCUCAGAAAGACCCCGGUAAGGACUGUGGCGUGGAACCAGCAGUGCCGUUCGCAUAUUUGGACUUGCCGUCCGAGUCGGAAGAUAGUGAUUAUACUUCUGACGACUCCGAUGUAGGCGUUGACUCUGAUGCGAUGGCGGACUCUGAUGCAGACGACGGCUCUGAUGGACAUGACUGUGGUUCAGAGGAUAAAUCUGGAUCAGCAGAGGAAUCUAAUUCAGGAGAAGAAUCCGAUACAGAAGACGAUGAGUCAAUGGAUGGCUCUGAUGCUGGCGACGGCUCUGCUACAGAUGAUAGCGCUGCAAGUGACGCUGAAAGUAGCGUUUCCACAGAGAAGGACGAUUCCAGCAAGACCAUGGACGUGGAUUUAACAACUCAUUUCGACGAUCUAGCAAUCGAACCGUCCGACCCCGACUACAGCCCCUCUGAAUCCGACGAAUCCAGCGAGAGCGAUGAAGACGAGACUGACAUUCGUGACGAAAUACCUUUCCCCCGUCUCCGACCAGAUGUGGGUCGUUAUCUCCGCGAAUUUGAAGGGGAAUCGUUUGAGCUGCAGCUGAGACACUGGUACGAAUUAUAUGACCUCCGUGUCCUCAUUGAUGGGUAUCGCACGAAGCGUUGA
Messenger RNA from Aspergillus ibericus CBS 121593, 1932 nucleotides. RefSeq lists its product as uncharacterized. The record is from RefSeq and is a predicted model, not a curated record. Bases 1 to 1932 code for a protein of 643 amino acids. NCBI's taxonomy places the organism in Eukaryota, Fungi, Ascomycota, Eurotiomycetes, Eurotiales, Aspergillaceae. The transcript has a single exon.